Molecule: messenger RNA, 6654 nt
Organism: Naegleria lovaniensis
Lineage: Eukaryota; Heterolobosea; Eutetramitea; Acrasida; Naegleriidae
Exons: 1
Coding region: 1-6654 (2217 amino acids)
Molecular function (GO): guanyl-nucleotide exchange factor activity; protein binding
Source: RefSeq, a predicted model, not a curated record
AUGUUUGAUUUAAUUUUGUUUUUUUAUUUACAUCUCUUUGUGGUGGGACUCUCUCGGGUCUUACUUGAUAACAACAACAAUAAUCAGAAAUAUUCUUCAAGUUCCAUAAUCAUCAUUGACUCAACAGUUUCCGAAAUUCAACAACAACCACUCACUCGUCCAAAUCAGGAAAAAAAUUCGAACGAGUCAACUCUGCAAGAGGGAUCUCUCAUUGAAUGUACACCUGUUUAUAAUGAUGAGGUAUCGGAACAAAAGGAUAGUAUCAUCUCAAAUCAAUACUUUCUGGAGAAGGAAGAAGUCGGAACUAUUGCGAUAGAGAGAUCUCUUCUGCCACAAGGUGAUGAGUCAGAUGAGGCUUGUAUCCACAUUAUUCAAACUCGUUCCGAACAGGAUUUGUCUCAGCUGAAUCUAUUAGAAAUAUUGGUUAAUGAUGACAAUCAUUUGGAAGAUGUGGAUUGUAAAGAGCAACAACGACUUGUUGUUGUUGAAAAUAUAAUGGCUCUGUUGGAAUCGAAAAAAGCGAAAACAGCCUUCUUCAAGAUGGUAGAACAAGCAUCUGUUUUACAAUGUACAUACAGAAUGAACAGAAUCAGAUGCAACUUUUUGGCAUUACGAAAAGAUACUUUACUCAUCCAAACUUGGUACACACGAACACAUUUCAACAAUUUGCAAAGUACUGCACAAAAACUCCAGUCUUUGCAAAAGGCAUCUCGUGUUCGUGCUGCACUCUCACAUGACAUGGAUAAUAUUCAAUGGAUAGAAUCAAAAAUUAGAGGUGAAUUGGAAAGAAAAAAACUUUUACAAUUCAAGCUGGGGGUUGAAAUAAUGUUUCAGUUCAUGGUUGCUCACAUGAACCGACAAGUUAUUAAGAGGAAAACUGCUCUUGCUGUAAAUAUACAAAGCUUGUACAGACAACACCACUCAACAAGAUAUUUAUCGAAAGUCAUUGCCACACUUUCGUUACUUCAAUGCAACGCAAAACGAAAAUUGAUAUGUGACGACAAGAAACAGCUUGUCACCAGUGUUUUACCCAGAAUACAAGCAUCCAUGCAUGGGCAUUUAACCAGACAAAACUUAAUGUUGCUACCUUCAAAAAUAUCCAUUAUUACUGCAUUAGGCAAAUCCUUGGUGGCUCAAGAAAAGAAAAUUCAUGACGUAAAAAAGAUUGAAUUUCUGCAAGCAGUUUGUAAGGCUUCUUUAGGCAAGACAUUUUUUUAUAGUUCAAGAACUCGUUUAAUUCCCAUAAUUCAAUCAGCAAUAUUUGGACAUCUGACGAGGCUAAAAAGGGAAGCCCUACAUUCGGCAGUUCUUUCAACCCAAAGCGCUUAUCGAGGCUUUUCCUUCCGAAAGAAAUUAACCCAAGAUCUAUUCCAUAUUCAAACAUAUCAAGCACGCAUUCGAAGACAUGUUGAAAAAGAACGAGCAUCUACUCUAACUCGAAGCCUUACAACCAUACAGGCUGCUCUUCAUGGCAGUUCAGCCAGACAUCGAAUAAUUCAACUAUGUGAAUUCUCAUUAAGGUUGCAGUCAUGGUUUCGAAGCAGGACCUGUCAACAUUAUAGAUCAAACGAUAUUAAUUCGUUGCUGAUUUUGCAAUCAAUCAUAAGAUCUUUCUUCGAAAGAAACAAGCUUGCAAACUCUUUAAAGGUCAUUUCACAAGCGACUACGUUUUGUCAUGGAGCUGCUACUAGAAAGAUAUCAAAAGAAAAACUAGCUGCAUGCAAUAUGUUGGUGUCUCAAUCAAAGAGAUACAUAGAGGCGAAAAACAUGAAGCUUGAGCUUGAGAGGAUAUUGACCAUACAAUCUCUGUGUCGAUCAUGGGAUUGCAUCUCACAAAAGAUCAAAUCAAUGGAAGCAAUUAGAAUGGUACAGCGCGUGGCUUUCUCGUUGCAAAUUCAACAACUUUUGAAAAACAAUAAGGCACAUGUUUUACAAAUGCAAGCAGUAGUAAGAUCAUUUUUAGCUCGAAGAUCAUGCCAACAUGCCAUUCGAGAGAGAACUGCAACAAUCGUGAAUGCGACAAUACAAGGUCGCUCUUGCAGAGCUACAUUCUUCCAAUCUACCGAAAGCAUACAAGUCAUUCAAGCGUUAUUACGUGGAACCGUUGUGAGAGAGUCUUUCAUGUCAGUCAACAAUAUUUCGCAAGUGUUAUCAGCUAUUUCAGCUAGAAUACGACUGCAAAAUGAAUUUUAUCGAAACGUGGAAAGACUAGUACUGGGACAAGCUAUGAUGCAACAAUGUUUAGCCUCCUCUCGACGACAAAAAGCGUUACUUUCCAUCGAACAGAUUCAAUCGCUCUCAAGAACGGCUUUGGAAAAGCGCCUUAAACACAUUACUCUGCAGAAAAUUGUUUUAAUUCAGUCACGUAUCAGAAGCGCACAAACAAUCAAAAUAUUCAAGGAUCUCAAAGAAAAAACUGAUUUGCUACAAAGUGUUGUUGAAUCUGUAUUAACACGUAAUAGAUGCCACACCUCAAUGCAUAAGCUACUCGCUCUACAAGCUCUCAUUUCUUGUGCAGUUGCUCGAAAACGACUACUUUCCAGGAAAGAAGAGCAUGAACAUCACAAGACAAUCACUCCUUUUAUUCAAUCGACUAUCAGAGGACUAACAGCAAGAAGAAAUAGAGAUACUAUUGGAAAACAAAUACUGUUGAUUCAAGGAGUUGUAAGAGGUUAUUUAUGGAGAAAAAACUCUUUGUUAUACAUUCCUAACACCAAUCUAGAGGUUGCUCCCAUAUCUAUUACUUCAAUGUUAGAUACUAUGAACAAGCUCUUUGAUGAAGAAGAGGAUUCAGAUGAGUUGGACUCGUCUGACUCUCCAAACUUGAACGUUGAAGCCCCAAAAGCUGUUUCUUUGUCAACGAAAGUUGAAAGUGCAAUGACUCCAAAAGUUGACAUUUAUGAUUUUUCAAAGAACAUGGACUCUGGUUUUGGUGGAUCGAAAAAAAUUGUUCAACUCAUUAGAGAUCGUCUGAAUAACAAGUCGAACUUAUUGGACCUGUCAGGGCUAUGCAUUGAAAGCCUUCCAAAUAUUCCAUUCGAGUGUGACCACAUUACAGAACUUGAUUUGUCUGGAAACUUGUUAGUCACUCUUCCUGAGUGGUUCUGUGAAAAGUUUAAAAAUGUCAAAAAGCUAAAUUUGAGUAGUAACAGAUUUUUCGAUGCCAAUCGUAUACUUUCUGAGAACCUUAUUCCAUUGUCACAUACUUUGACUCAUCUCGAUUUAAGCAAGAAUAGAUUUGAAUAUUUCGAAUAUAUUCCUGACGAUGAAGAAUAUGACGUUUUUAGCAGCUCCUUCCAAGAACUGCAGUACUUGAAUUUAAGUCAUAAUCAACUGCUGAACAUAUCAGGAGAAAUCUUUGAGCUUAUCAGCAAUCACAAAUUAGAGAGUUUAGAUCUUUCACACAACCAGUUAAUGACUUUUCCAACUGUGUCUGCUUCAGAUCUGUUGAAAAAGUGGAAAGGCUUUAAAUUUAUUAAUUUAGAACACAAUUCUUUCCUUCAAUCUGAGGUUGGAAAAAUUUUGUACAUGUUUAAAAAGCGACCAGAUAUUCUCAAGUUGUUGAAAGUGCAGUUAACAAAACGAGGUGCACAACAAUUUCAUGAUGAAUCCGAAACUGCAAAGAAACCUGUGGAAACUGUCUCAAUAGACGCUGGAGACUAUUUUUCCAGCAGUCUUUUUGACGACGAUUAUCAAGACGAUUCACAACCACUGACCGAUCUGACAGAAUUAGCCUAUCAUAACCGAUUUAAGACCCAUAUGUCAACUAUGACCUUCAACAACAACAGUGCUACUGAUAGAACUUAUGCAGAGUAUGAUUCUGAUGAGGAUGAGUCAUUAUUGACCGAUCACUCAUUCUAUCAUUCUCACACAUCAGGUUUUGCAGACCCCAAUUCUCCAAAACUGCUCUCGGUAGCAAGUUCAAAUCAACCCACUUCACCAUCUUCAGCUACGACCAUGAACGAUAGCAGUUUGGAUUACUCUCCAUGUCUGUCAGAUCGAGAAUUUGCAACACCAACACAACUGACUGUGGAAACAGCAGAUGAGGAUGGAGAGGAAUCACCUCUUCCAAAGCUAACCGUUGACCACAUCUUAGAAGAUACCUCCACAGACCUCUCGGUCAACACGUCAAACGACAAUGUUCCAUUGGCAAUUCACAUCACAACUCCCACUUCUAACCAACCCAAGCUGAGCUUUAUUCAAGACCUCAAUCUUCCUCAUGUCACAUCGACCACAACUCCAGACUCACCACCAAAUGAAGAAACGAAACCAAAAAUUCCAAAGCUAAAUCUUGCAAUUUCACCACUUCCAACAAUUGCUAACCAACCUAUAGCGUUCGAAAAAGAAGUUCAAUUUUUUUCUUCGAGGUCCACUACUUCUGAUCCAAUGAGCUCUCCUUCAGUUCCAAGCCCUGCUAAUGACUCUGAAAAUCUCGUCUCUGUUCUCAACAAUGAGAAUAUUCGUAAAUCAUUUAAGAUAUUUUGUAAAUCAGAAUUUAGCGUGGAAUCUAUCGACUUUUAUGAAGCAGUAUGUGCAUUUAAACAACUCAAAGACACCACUCUUAUUCGCAACACCUCCCAACAUAUUUUUAACACGUUCAUAGAUCCUUUUGGAAUUCACUCCUUGAAUAUUAACAGUAAGCAAGUGGAAUCUGUGAAAAAUCUCGUCAUGGAAAAUGGUAACGUGAAGGAAAAUAUUUCCACUGAUGUUUUUGAUCCAAUACUCCAACUUGUAAAGAUGAAUUUACUUGAUCCAUUUAAGAGGUUCCAGCUUUCAGACGAUUAUAAAUUGUAUGAGGAACAGAUGAAAACACCCAAGACUGCUAGAGGAACGCCACUACCAAGAAAGCUUACGACACGCCAUCCACUCUUGCGAAAUGGAGAAGAACAAAAACGAUUAUCAACCAAACGAAAAAAGAUUCCAUUCCCUGACAUGCCAUCAAGACCACCACUUCCUGAAGAACGCAAGAGCGUAAAUCAAAUUUCCGUAACUUUACCUGAAAGAAAGAGCAUUAAUGUCAAGCAAAUGAAAGAGAGAAUCAACAACCUUAUGGAAAUUCUACACAGUGAACGAAGAUACUUAGAGUUUUUAAUUGAUCUUUGGGAGAUGUAUUAUAUACCUCUGGUUGAGAACAGGUAUAUCAAAGGUACGGAACAACCAGCAUCUAAAAGGAAAUCGAAAGGCCACACGGAUGAGGCACAACAGCCACUCAAGAGAAAGCUGUCCUUUGUAGACAAGUUAUUCAACAAGAACAAGCACAAUCCAAAUUCACACGACGAUAAUCGGAUUGUAUCUAAAGAAGACGCUCAAGAAAUGUUUCCAAAGAAUCUCUUUUCAAUUAUUACAUUCAAUAAGGGAUUUCUUGUUAAAUUAGAAGAACGAUUUGCUCUUUACAGCAAUGAUGAAGACAAUACUGCCAUCUUACCUCGAAUGUAUAACAUGAUCAUUGGAGACAUUUUCAUUAAGAGUAUUCCAUACUUUAGAUUAUAUGACAAUUAUUUGGAGAGUUACGAAAACGCAAUGAACAAGAUUAGACAAGUGCGAGCUCAAAACAAGGAAUUUGAUCGAUGGAUUAAAAAGAGAAAAUCGCAUCCUCGUUCCCGUAACCUUGAAAUCCACAGCUUUUUAGUUUGUCCAGUUCAAAGAAUUGUCAGAUACAAAUUGUUAAUUGAGAAUUUACUGAAAACCACAGAAGAGGAUCAUCCUGAUUUCUUUCCAUUAACCAAAUCUUUGGAAAUGGUGAUUGACAUGGCCAAUCAGCAAAACAUUAGCAUCAAGUUGACCAAUAACAGAGUGAAAGUGAGAAUGUUAACACAACUUUUUGAUCUGUAUGAACAAUUAGGUUGUUCAUUAACUCAAAGUGGCGCUGUGGUUGAGGAUAAUUUACUGGUGCGUGAGGGAGAUGUUGAAAUAUCCAUAAGUAAGGAGGAGAGCACAUCCCCGAAAAAGAACAAAAAAUCUCAAAGAGCAUACCUCUUCAGUAAUGUUUUAGUUCUCAUUGAAAAAACUAAGAUAGUUGACAAGCAAAUUUCAUCUGAUAACACCACAAAUCCAAAUGGUGGCUCCCAAGGAGAAACCCACUCGCAAGACGAACCCUUGAAAAGAAGUUCUUCAUUCUGGAAGAAGAAAAAGGAGUCACAAGAACAAACCAGUCCAAAAGUUCACAAAGCAAUUAAGGUUGAAAAGAAGCAUGUUCGCUUGGAAGAUGCAUUCAUUUCUGGAGGUUCCUCCAACACGAUUGAAAUUUCCUUCACCGUAGGCUCCAAACUUACAUCAGUGGCAUCUGAGAGUGAUUUGAAAGGUUCUCACUCGCCCUCUGCAAUCAGUACAGACACUCUUUCCGCGUCGCACCUUGUCACCAUGAGUGGACUUUUUUCAGCUCGAAAACAUAGCAAAUCGACAGAUAAUAUUCCAUCGAACUCAACCACCUCACUCGAUUCUGCUCGAAAACGAUCCACAAGUCUUUUCGAAAAACUCACAAGCAAGUACAAACUCAGACAAAAAGAAACCAAAUUAACCAUGGUAUUGACGUUUGGAAGUAGUGAAUUGAAGAAUCAAUGGCUCACAGAUUUGGAACAAGCAAUCAAACAAGCCAAGUUGAAACAACUCUCAAAAGCCUCCAAACUGAGUGCUUCCUCGAGUUUUAUCAUUUAA